AUGACGUUGAAGUCUCUAAUUAAUUUUGGAAACUUUGGAAAAGCUCCUUGGGAUACAUCUAUCGAACGUUAUCAUAGUGACGAAGGUGGCUAUCAUCACAGAAGCUCUAAAGGAAAAAGUGGAAAUAACGUUGCGCUGAGUGCAUUGACCUUGCUCGCUUUCCUGUUUCUUUUAAACGUUAUGCAGCAAUCUUUGCAGGACAACAAUUCGACGCUCGUCCCGCCAACCACUGCACUGUUAUUACGAGACACCGAAAUGCCAAUCGUUUUGGACAAUGGAGAGGAAAAAGAUACCAAGACAAAGGACAAUUUCGCGGACGAGAUAGCAAAUACAUAUGGUUCAAGAACAACGAUAAAAGGUUACGCAUAAGAUACGAAGAUUGACCAUCUGACAGCCUUUACAUUUUCUAGAUCAUUCUUUUCUCAAAUAUCACAUUUCUCUAUUCGAGAAUAUUUAGUUUUCAUUUCUUGUUAACUUUUUGACAAGUAUAUUAACUAUAUAC
Messenger RNA from Nylanderia fulva, 502 nucleotides. RefSeq lists its product as uncharacterized. NCBI's taxonomy places the organism in Eukaryota, Metazoa, Arthropoda, Insecta, Hymenoptera, Formicidae. The record is from RefSeq and is a predicted model, not a curated record.